AAUCCGCUCUGUUUUUCCGAUGCAGCAGGACUGCGGGGGGCGUGCCGACAGAGACGGGCUUCUCCACCGGUCUGCUGUGGCUAGAAACACUCAGGAAAUGAGAAAAGUGUUUUUAAAAUUUGUGUGAAACGGAUUUCUUUUCCCUAAACGGGCUGUGCGCUUGUGUUCGGUUUGUCGCUGACGGCGUUCACCGCGUUUCCAAAUGAACUGCACCAGAGUUUUGCACAUCUUGAACCCCAGGCCGAUGCCAUCUCCAAUCAUGCCUGUGGAUGUGGCCAUGAGGAUCUGCCUGGCACAAUCUCCACCCCUCCGCAGCUUCCUAAGUUCAUAUGAGGACUGCAAGUCCAGAAACCUGAUCAACCAGUACAAGCCACUGAGACCCUGCAUCAGCUCCAAGGCCAAGGUGGAGGCCACCACCCGGGGGUGGAAGAGUCCUAAGGGCAAAGCCAAGAAGAGGGUGGUCUUCGCAGACUCCAAGGGCUUGUCCCUCACAGCAAUCCAUGUGUUCAAGGAGUUUGAAGAGGACCCUUUGUCCGAAUUGCAGUUUGAGUUAUUGGACUUGGAGAACGCCAUGGUGGGCUUGAAGGUGGAGAAGGAGAACAGUUUGGUUUUGGACUUCCCUCAGCCCGCUGCAGACUACCUGGACUUCCGGAACCGUCUCAAGAAACACUUGGUAUGUUUGGAGAACUGUGUAAUCCAAGAUAAAUCUCUCACAGGCACUGUGAAAGUGAGCAACAUCAGUUUCGAGAAGUCUGUUCAGGUCCGGAUAACGUUUGACUCCUGGAAAAGCUACACGGACGUUCCUUGUGCCUACAUGAACAAUGUUUAUGGUUGCGCAGAGAUCGACACCUUCUCCUUUGCUAUUGACCUGCCGAGUUCUUUGCCCCCUGAAGAUCGUGUGGAGUUCUGCAUAUCCUACAAAACACAUGACCAGACACACUGGGAUAAUAAUGAUGGGAAAAACUACAGGUUAAUACAUGAGGAUGAUGACGGGGACCACUCCAGCCAUGUCACUCAGACAGCAUCUGAAAUCGAGAGCCCUGGUAAAAGGCCAGAGAUGGAGUUUGAUCAGUUUGGGAGCCCAAGGACAUCCAGUGGCUUUUUUCCAGAGUGGCAAAGCUGGGGUCACAUUGAGAACAACACCCCCUACUGGUGAGGCCAUUUUGCCACACGCCUGCUAACAAAGCCACAGGAAGUUCUAUGGGUAGCAUCUGUGUUAAGAGGAAAUGGUUAAAAAAAAAAAAAAACAGUUCCUGGCUCCAUCUGAGUUGUCAGAUGUAUAGCUACAAUAUAAAUCUAAUAAAUAAUUUAAAUAUAAAAUAUUAAAAACCACCAGUUCUUGUUAAAUUGAACACUAAGCCCAUCAAAAUGUGAGCCCUUAUUGGCUGUGUUCCUGAUUCGACAAUGGAAAUGUGAAAUUUCAUGAUUAGUACAUAGGUAAACUUUUCGUUGGUUUGAGCCCAGAGAUUAUUUUAACACCCUACACUGGCAAGGUGCUCAACUUGAGAUGAUGCUUAAUGGUUUUUUGUUUUUCCUAAUUCUGCUGUGCACUAAAGCACUUAGAUUUGAAAUGUUCUAAACUGAUUGUUGUUAACAUAAAUUGCCUUCCUUCGUGAUUCUGAUUGUUAGUCUGAUUGUGGGGGGAAAAAAUGGCAUUAGCUAUUCAGUAAGCGCCGUCUUUAACAAGGGCAAAUUUCUCCUCUUCAAAAGAGACUAUUGUGCAAUUGUUUCCUUCCAAUAGAUUUUUUUUUUUCUUCUGUUUUUAAAUGCUUAUUUUGUGAACUUGAAGAUCAGUGUACAACAUUGACCGAAAUAAUCAGUCUUGUCCUAUGGCUACUCUGAAGCACUGCAUUUAACUAAGGGGGAAUUAUCUCCUGCUUUUGUAAUGUGGUUAUUCUUAUGGAGGGGUUUUUGCACUGUGCAAGAUGCCUUUAAACUGAAGAAUGUGAAAGUGGAAUAAUGUGGUACAACAUGAAGUUGCUUCAUAUUGAAGUUUGUGUUUUUUGUAGUACCAUUUUAUUGGCCACUUUCCAGGAGAAGCAAUAAUCAGAAACUAAUGCAUUAUCGAAAUCAGUCAGAUAGUGUUGGCCAUUAAAUGUCAUUCUUUUUUUCAUGCACAUUUUCCUACAACUGUUCAUUUUUUAAUAUAUGUAAAGCUAAGUUGUACAUUCACUGCUUUUUUUUUUUUUUUUUUUUUUUUCCUUUCUUGCUGUUUCUCUGCCUCCAUGUUUGCUGCUGUGGUUUAGUUUAAGCGUUUCGCUGCUUUGUUUCAUAGGCCCAUGGUAUGUGAACUCUCCUGGCACUUGGGAUGAAUGAUGAGGGGAAAGUGAAUGUUAUUUAAUGGAAGUGAUGGUAAGUUUAGCUGGGCAGGCAGAAGUCUGUGGAGCAGGAUAUUGAAUGAGAUUGAAUGAUGACUUCUUGCCUUUUCUUGUGCUUGUUUCUUCUCUGUCUUCCAAUGGAGAAAAGAAAUGGUCUGGUCAACUUGAAUGUGAGUGAAUUUUUAUUUUUUUUUGGUGGGGAGGGUGGGUAUGGUUGGCCUACUGCUUGCUGCUGUUUAUUUCAGAGAUGCAAUAGGUAUGUUGAAUGUAUAAAAAGGCUGUGCAAACUAUGGUGUAGGCCUAAUGUUUUUACAGCACAGAAGGUUGUCUAUCUGAGAGUAUUUACAGUGUUCUGUGUUCCUUUUAGAAAUAAAACCUAAUGUUUCUACUGUGAAA
Molecule: messenger RNA, 2714 nt
Organism: Pygocentrus nattereri (red-bellied piranha)
Lineage: Eukaryota; Metazoa; Chordata; Actinopteri; Characiformes; Serrasalmidae
Gene: ppp1r3cb
Product: protein phosphatase 1, regulatory subunit 3Cb
Exons: 2
Coding region: 203-1156 (317 amino acids)
Biological process (GO): regulation of glycogen biosynthetic process
Cellular component (GO): protein phosphatase type 1 complex
Molecular function (GO): protein phosphatase 1 binding; glycogen binding
Source: RefSeq, a predicted model, not a curated record